Molecule: messenger RNA, 933 nt
Organism: Fonsecaea multimorphosa CBS 102226
Lineage: Eukaryota; Fungi; Ascomycota; Eurotiomycetes; Chaetothyriales; Herpotrichiellaceae
Exons: 5
Coding region: 1-933 (310 amino acids)
Molecular function (GO): oxidoreductase activity
Source: RefSeq, a predicted model, not a curated record
AUGUCGCACAACGAGGGGGCUAUCAUUGCGCCACUCAAGUUCUUGAAAUGGCUACGUCUUUACGAGACUGAGAAGCCUUUCCAGGUUUUCAUUAAUAUUCCAGAAGAUGCUCAAGAUCAGCGCACAACCAACCUUGCUUUCCAUAGCGUCGAGGUCCAUAUCCAAGAUGUUCGAAACUUUCCACCCCAUUACUUUUCUCUAGACAAGCACGGCUUCAUGUAUCGCCAACAGAAAUUGGACGCAGCUCAUAUUGCAGAUCGCGACAAGGUCGAAGAGCUGUAUCUCCCGGAAAUGGAGGCCUUACUCAAAGCCGAAUUGGGGGAUGUUGACCGCAUCUUCUUCUUUGACUGGAGGCUACGGAUGAACGCCCCCGAGAUCGAAGGCACUGUCAUCGACCUCAAUGACCUCACGACCUGGCUGCGACCCGCAUUACAUGUCCAUGUUGAUCAGAGUCCUUUGGCCGUGAUACGACGAAUUCUCAUGCAGCUUCCUUCGGAGGCUGAACAUCUACUACAGAGUCGCAUUCGUGUCGUCAACUUGUGGCGGCCAAUCAUCGACUGUGUUAGAGACUACCCCUUGGCGAUCUGCGAUGGCAGCACCGUCUUGCCGUCAGAUAUGGUCGAAGCCGAUCAUGUCAGACGGCAUUACACAGGCUCGACCAUGUACUUGCAGCACAAUGAACGACAGAAGUUCUUCUAUAUGAGCCGGCAGACCAGGGACGAGAUACUGAUAUUCAAGAAUUUCGAUUCCGCCGAGGGCGUAGCGGCCACAUGUGCACCGCAUGCAUCAUUCUUGGACCCUGCGGUCCCUCCCGCAUUCAUUCCUAGACAGAGUAUCGAAGUGAGAGCUCUGGUAUUCACAUACCCGCCACACCACGAAAGCGGGUUUCUCGAAGAAAAUCCGACUCAGACGCAAGGUCUUGCAGCGAAUUAG